Aspergillus novofumigatus IBT 16806 is the source of this 2272-nucleotide messenger RNA. Its product is annotated as prefoldin-like protein. The transcript has 2 exons. Bases 110 to 1789 code for a protein of 559 amino acids. Gene Ontology annotation, molecular function: transcription corepressor activity; phosphatase inhibitor activity; chromatin binding. NCBI's taxonomy places the organism in Eukaryota, Fungi, Ascomycota, Eurotiomycetes, Eurotiales, Aspergillaceae. Gene Ontology annotation, biological process: negative regulation of transcription by RNA polymerase II; negative regulation of phosphatase activity. The record is from RefSeq and is a predicted model, not a curated record.
CUACACCAAAUCUUCUGGCCAGACAAGUUUGCGCCAAGUCUGAUGCGAUAAAACAUUAUAUCAUGGUUUUUAUUCAUCCCUACAAUAUAGACAUUUGAGAAUCUCCACCAUGGGCGUGCCAGACAGCCACUUACAAGACCUCGAGCGUCAGCGCCUCGAACUCGAGGGCAAUAUCUUGAAACUUCAGGAGUCGUUGUAUCAUUGGCGGACAUGGGAGGCCGAAUACGACGGAUUGAAGGAGGAAAUCAGCAAUCUAGACGACAAUGCUUCGACAAGCGAUUUCCUCCGCAUAGGCCGCAACUUCGGCGGGUCGCUGGUUAAUGAAGGCGAAGUCAAGGUGAUUCUGGGCGAGAAACAAGGCGUGUCACGAUCGAGGCAACAGGUUAUCGAUUUGAUAUCGAGGCGGAUUGACUACGUGAAGGAAAAUGUUGCGACGAUGGAAAAGAGGCUGCGCAAAGCAGAGUCUCAGCUUUAUGCGCUGGAAACUUCCGAACAACUUCCCUCAGAACCUACUGCGGAUUUUCAAAUGACGGAGAUCAUUGAGGAACUCGAUGACAAUGGCAAUGUGAUUUCCAGCUCAAUCUCGACGCCUGGGAAUCAGGCCCCGGAACUCCUGGAAAUUUUGAAGAAGGCCGGCGUGAAGGACAUACCGGAGGUUCCGAAGCGGAAAGACACAGAAAAUGCUGCACCACCUGUCAAUGCUGAGGAUGAUCGGGCUGCCCCGGAAGACGCAGAACUACGCCGUGAGAUGCUACGAUACAGCUUGGAUGAAGUCGGAGCUGUCGUUGCCGAGCUUGAGCUAGACGAAGAUGCGGACGAAGUCUCUGUUGACGAAGAAUUUGACGAAGAAUUUGACGAAGAAUUUGACGAAGAAUAUGACUAUGAUGACGAUGAGGAAGAGGAAGAAGACAGUUUUGGAAGGACGCGUCCUGUCCUGGAUGAAGACUAUCAUCGGCAGAUGCGGGAGCUAGAGAAGAAGUUGAACGCCAAGGGCUUGUGGAAUGUGGGCAAAGAUACCACUUCCCUUCCAGAGGAUAUUCAGAAGGAACUUGAACGACCUGCUGUUGUUCGAAUCGAGAAAUCCGACGAUUCUGUUGAUACGGCGGUGAAGGAGAGCAAGCCGAAGAAAAAGGUUGCUUUCGCCGAAGAGCUGGAUAUUGCUCCGGCCCCUAAACCUGCUGUCCCCGAGAAGAAGACUCUUCCACCCAAGCACCCUGAAGUGCCGACAAUGGCGGAGUCGGUUGUGGAACGCACCCAGCAGAACGGGAAGACACCAGCGGCAAGUAGGGGUCCAAAGAAGGCCUCGCGCUUCAAGAGUGCCAGGAAAGCAACCACGGAAGAGAUACCCAGCGUCGUUCCUCCCACCAACGGCAUCCGAGCCUCAGAUCCUCGCCCACCGCAUCGCAAGCCCGCUGCCCCAACACCAGAUUCCAUUCCUCUCUUCCCGGCCAAACCAAGGCAACCCAAACCAUUCUCACAACCAAUCUCAGAUAUCAUUGAAAAGCCAUCCCCACCACCGCAACCCGAAGGUCCGGAGGGGAAGAUCCUCGCAGAUACACUUGUCGAGCGAACCGUCUCAGAAGGAGCCGCCGUCGCUCCCGAGCCAGACGAGCUCGACGAGCAGCUGCACAGGAAAGAAAUCGCGACGGAGUUCUACAGGAUGCGGAACCGGAAGGUCCAGCAGAACGGUGGGUUCGUGGAUGACGAACCCGAGAGGGUUCCCAUAGACGUCGAUGGAGCCCCGAGGCGCGUGAGCAAGUUCAAAGCAGCGCGGAUGAGUCAAUCAUAGAAGUACCAUGGCCAUGAGAGCAUAUACCCAUUCUAUUAACAUUCGUCCUUUCUCUUCUUCUUGUGUAGUGAUCUACUCCUGAGUGUAGAUCGGAAUUCUCACUCUGCCACUUGCUCUCCGGAGUUCUGGCGGAGUCAUGAUCAUAUCUGAACCAGUGGUAUGAUCAACUUGAGAAGAUUCCAAGAUCGAAGCUUAAGAGGGCUCUCUGACUGUAUUUCGUCCCCGGCUCAUCAACUGCACGUACUGUGCUCAAGUAGAGUACUUACGGACGGCUGAUGAGUUGGAGCAUGUGGAAAUCCGGUAACGUUUCACCCUCUACAAGACUGUUCAGGCUGGCACCUCUAUUUUGCGUGGAGCUGGCUCUUUAAAUGCACAUGGUCAGAUUAAAUCUCCACCGUAUUCUUCGCUUUAUUGCUUGACUAGGACUAUUGAACAUAUUGUGUCUUCCCACCAAGAGUCCAACAAAAACAGUUUAGGUAUCAA